GGCUCCCGGCUCCACCUCCGGCUCCACCAUGGCUCCCAAAGGCAGCUCCAAGCAGCAGUCCGUGGAGGACCUGCUCCUCCAGGAUUUCAGUCGCAACCUCUCAGCCAAGUCCUCCGCACUCUUCUUCGGGAAUGCCUUCAUCGUGUCCACCAUCCCCAUCUGGUUAUACUGGAGAAUAUGGCAUAUAGAUCUUAUUCAGUCUGCUGUUCUGUACAGUGUGAUGACCCUUGUAAGCACUUAUUUGGUAGCCUUUGCCUACAAAAAGGUGAAAUUUGUACUCAAGCACAAAGUAGCACAGAAGAGGGAAGAUGCUGUUUCCAAAGAAGUGACUCGAAAACUUUCUGAAGCUGAUAAUAGAAAGAUGUCUCGGAAGGAAAAAGAUGAAAGAAUCUUGUGGAAGAAGAAUGAAGUUGCUGAUUAUGAAGCUACAACAUUUUCCAUCUUCUAUAACAACACCUUAUUCCUGGUCUUGGUCAUCGUUGCAUCCUUCUUUAUAUUGAAGAACUUCAACCCCACAGUGAACUAUAUUCUGUCCAUAAGUGCUUCAUCAGGUCUCAUCGCCCUCCUGUCUACUGGCUCCAAAUAGACCGUGUCAGCUUCACCCUUGGCUUUGUAUCUAUGGGUGGUCUGUGGUGUAUGGAAAAGAAGCCGGGUGGUCGGGGUGGGAGACACACAAGAUGUUUUUAUAGUCUGGAGCUUGAGGGUUUGAAAGACCCAACAAAAUGUAAUUCAAUAUUUGUUUAUUGGCUCUUUUUUGACAAACUGUUGAAAGUACAUGAAUUGGAAAGGAAACUCAGAGUACCAGGGCAUUUAUUAAAAAGGCAAAUGUGUCUGGCAAUGUGCUACAA
Myotis myotis is the source of this 848-nucleotide messenger RNA. Its product is annotated as translocon-associated protein subunit gamma-like. NCBI's taxonomy places the organism in Eukaryota, Metazoa, Chordata, Mammalia, Chiroptera, Vespertilionidae. Gene Ontology annotation, biological process: SRP-dependent cotranslational protein targeting to membrane. The coding region runs from base 29 to 586 and encodes 185 amino acids. Gene Ontology annotation, cellular component: endoplasmic reticulum; membrane. The transcript has a single exon. The record is from RefSeq and is a predicted model, not a curated record.